AUGAUUUCGGAUGUAAUUGGUGAUUCAAUCAUUUGUGCGCGACGUCGUGAAUUAUUCAAUUAGUGAUGAGCGCAGCAACGCGCUCGCUGCUACUGGCUGUGCUCUUGGAGACGUUGUCGCCGGUGGUUUUAUUAGAAGGUACACACGUGACGUCAGUGAUUAUCAAUUGAUUGUGCCGAGGAAGUUGACUCAAGAUGGGAAUUUUUUGACGUUUUCGCUGGUGCAUUUCUAUGCGCAUCAGCCGAAUAUGUUGAAGAGGAGAAAAAAGCGGCAAAUUGAUGAAUCACCGCUGGUGUCAUACGGAGUUACUUUUGAUGGGAAAAAACACCAAAUGGAUUUAUGGCCGAAUCAUGCGUUCCUUUCACCGGCGGCCAUUGUUGAAAAACGAGCGGCAAACGUGCGUCAAACAACAUUUCAGAGGAUUCGUAGAGAUUUAUGUCAUUUUGUUGGUAAAAUUAGAGGUAUUGAUGAGUCUAAAGUUGCUAUUUCUACUUGUGAUGGAUUAGCUGGUUAUAUUAGCAUAAAUGGUAAAAGAUACUUCAUUGAGCCAUUAAGUGAGCACACGCCGAAUAAGCGCGGUCAACAUUUGCACAUGAUCUACACAGAGAGAUUACCAUCGCAUUUCAACGGCCCGCGAUGCGGCACCAAUGAAGAUUGGACGGAAGCGUGGAAAAAACGACUGCGAGAGCAGGAAAUAACCGAACAUGAUCAAGAGAAACGCGCGCUCGACUCGGUGCAUCGAUAUCUCGAGACGCUCAUCGUAGUUGAUAAAAAGUUUUUACAACAUCACAAAAACUCCGAUUUCGAGACUUAUAUACUCACGAUUAUGAAUAUGGUAUCUGAUUAUUAUCAUGAUGCAAGCGCUGGUAAUCAGAUGGAUGUUGUGGUUGUACGGAUAAUGUAUUUAGAGAAAGAGGAGGACGAAAUUGAUCUGAUAAUCAACCAGGACUCGGAUAAAACUCUCGAGAGUUUCUGCAAGUGGCAGCAGACGGUGAAUCCGAAAGAUGUCAAGAAUCCAAAUCAUCAUGAUAUAGCUGUGCUUUUAACUCGGUAUGAUCUGUGUGCGGACAACAUGGCGAACUGUGGAUUGAUGGGACUGGCGUAUGUUGCUGCAGCUUGCACUUCGGAUAAACCUUGUGCGAUCAACGAGGAUGCGGGUCUUAUUCUGGGCAUUGUCGUCGCGCACGAAAUCGGACACGUUGAUUGCAGGAUGGGAUGUUCGCACGAUACGGAGGAGAUUUCCGGUUGUAAAGCGCAAGCGGACGAUCAGUCCUACUACGUGAUGUCGCCGUACGUGCAUCUGCACACCAACGUGUGGUCCACCUGUAGCAAAACGUUCAUUACGACAUUUUUUGAUAAUGAUUUAGGUGAAUGCCUCAAUGACGAGCCGGAAAUAUCUCUAUAUAAGGACAAUAACAUGCUGCCGGGGACGAUAUACGAUGCGAAGUAUCAAUGUCAGAUGGAAUUCCCUGGCUCAUCAGUCUGCAAAGUGAGCCCGGAAAAGUUCUGCGAUCGCCUGCUGUGCCGCACCGAGCCCGGCACGUGCAUGUCGAAUGGAGAGCCACCCGUCGACGGAACGAAAUGCGGCGAAAACAAAUGGUGUUAUAACCUCAAGUGUGUCGAAAUUGGGGAACGACCGCAAGCGGUCAAUGGCGGCUGGGGCGAUUGGGGUAAAUUCAGCGAAUGUUCGCGCACCUGCGGCGGGGGCGUACAGAUCUCAGCGCGGGAGUGCAACAACCCUCGGCCGCAGCAUCGGGGACGCUAUUGUCUCGGUGAACGAAAGAAAACAAAAAUAUGCAACACGCAGUUAUGUCCCGAAGGAUCAACGCCUUUCCGGGCCGUUCAGUGUGCAAGCUACAACGACAAACCCUUUCAGGAAAAGUUGUAUCAUUGGAAGCCAUAUUUAAAAGAAGAUGACACUUGUAGUUUAUAUUGCAUAAAUGAUGAUAACACUUAUGUAAAAUUAGCUCCCAGAGUCACAGAUGGUACACCCUGUAAAGCAGGAACCAAAAACAUGUGCAUUUCUGGUACAUGCAAGGUUGUAGGUUGUGAUUUUAUAGUAGACUCAGAUGCAGUUGAAGAUGAGUGUGGAGUCUGUAAAGGUGAUGGUACCGAGUGUAAAAUUACCGAACACACCUUCCAAGGCACUACUGGACAAGGUUAUGUAAAAGUAGCUGAAAUCUUUCGUGGCUCACGAAACGUCCUCAUCGAAGAGUUAAAACCCUCAGCGAACACGAUAGCCAUCACCGGACCGGAUGAGAAACACUAUUACCUCAAUGGCGACUUCACUGAACAACCGGACGGCGUACGCGAAAUGGGCGGCGUCGAAGGCAUCUACUCACAUCCGGCGCCCAACCAGGAGAUGCUGAUCAUUCACGGCCCGCUCAAGGAGAACAUUGUGUUCUUUGUGACAUUUUAUGCGAAUGAAAACGUUGGAUAUCGGUACAAGUACGCCGAGCCUUCCGCCAAGUCCAACUACCAACCAAGCUAUCAUUGGGAGUUUGUCGAUUGGGGUGAAUGUUCCGCACGAUGUGCGGGUGGUGUAGAAACCUCGGAAGCAAAGUGCAUCGAGGAAAAGUCUGGUUUGGUAGCGUCGUCGUUCUGCCAGGCGACUGACAAGCCGCCGGCAAAGACGCGCAAAUGCAACGAGCAACCCUGUCGAACCAAAUGGCGAGUGGGUAAAUGGGGCAAGUGCAUGGCGUGCAAGAAUGUUUCCGGCAUCCGGACGAGGGAGGUGGAAUGUGUCAGCGAGGCGCACAAAGCGGGGGCCGACGAUACGCUCGAAGAGGAUUCGGCAUGCAGCGAGAAGAAACCCGGGACGAAGGAGUUGUGCAAUGCGCCGAAUCCCUGUCAAAAACGUCAAAAUUCCAAAAUUGAUCAAGAUCUCACACCGGAAAUGAUGAGGCAGGUUUGGUUGCAGUCAUGGGAUGCCCCGAUAGUUGACCCAAAAUUACCAGAUUUCCUGUCCAACAUCAAAAACCCUAAUAAACUCCGUCGGGAAAUGAAAAAAUAUCCCAAAAUAGACAAAAACACCUGCAUUGACCCCAACUUUGAUAAAAACACUAAAGACGGUAACAAGAAACAAGAAGCCAAAGACAAACUCAAAGUGGGAACCAUAGCUAAAGAUCCCAGAGACCCUGAACAAGCUAACCUCAUCCAAAUACCCUUGAGACAGUCCCAUAAUGAUAUCAACCUAACAGAUGAAGCCUUUGAGGAAAUGGGUGAUAAAUUGCCUGAUACCCUUGAUGAACAACAUGCAAAAAUCCUAAAAGGAGAGGAAGCUGUCAAUUUCCUGACCAAUCUGGAACACUGUAAUGUCACCCAUGAAGAAAGCACCUGAUGACCCUUUGAUGACCCUUAAUCUAGUAUAUUUAUUUAUAACUUUGUAUAUCUUAUUAUAAGUAA
Messenger RNA from Dalotia coriaria, 3405 nucleotides. RefSeq names its product A disintegrin and metalloproteinase with thrombospondin motifs 12-like. Gene Ontology annotation, molecular function: metalloendopeptidase activity. The transcript has 16 exons. The coding region runs from base 248 to 3340 and encodes 1030 amino acids. Gene Ontology annotation, cellular component: extracellular matrix. The record is from RefSeq and is a predicted model, not a curated record. Lineage: Eukaryota; Metazoa; Arthropoda; Insecta; Coleoptera; Staphylinidae. Gene Ontology annotation, biological process: extracellular matrix organization; proteolysis.